Megalobrama amblycephala (Wuchang bream) is the source of this 1788-nucleotide messenger RNA. RefSeq names its product Allantoinase, mitochondrial. Gene Ontology annotation, biological process: purine nucleobase catabolic process; allantoin catabolic process. Lineage: Eukaryota; Metazoa; Chordata; Actinopteri; Cypriniformes; Xenocyprididae. Gene Ontology annotation, molecular function: cobalt ion binding; allantoinase activity; zinc ion binding. The record is from RefSeq and is a predicted model, not a curated record. Gene Ontology annotation, cellular component: cytoplasm. The transcript has 11 exons. The coding region runs from base 101 to 1480 and encodes 459 amino acids.
AUAAAGAUCAAUGAGAAGAGGUACAUUGACCCUAAAGUGAAAGCUGUUGCUGCCAGAACAGUGAAACACACUCAUAUAGGCUACAAAAGAUAUUGCAGACAUGGAGCCAGGAUCAACUGUCAGUGCUGUGCGGAGCCAGAGGGUUUUGUGUGGAGAAGAAAUUCGACCUGCAGUUAUCUUAAUAAAGGAAGGAAAGAUUCAUAGCAUUCUGCCUGAUUCAGAAGCUUCAGCGCACACAGCUGGAAAGGUAUUGGAUGUGGGGAACAGUCUGGUGAUGCCAGGUAUAGUGGACUGUCAUGUUCACGUUAAUGAACCAGGUCGUACAACUUGGGAAGGGUACUGGACCGCCACAAGGGCAGCUGCUGCAGGAGGGGUGACCACUAUUGUAGACAUGCCCCUAAACAGCAUCCCACCAACUACAACUCUUGGAAACUUUCAUGAGAAGCUGCGUGCUGCUACAGGACAGUGUUUUGUAGACACAGCAUUUUGGGGAGGAGUCAUCCCUGACAACCAGCUAGAGCUAAGGCCGAUGGUCCAGGCGGGUGUGGCUGGAUUUAAGUGCUUUCUGAUCCACAGUGGAGUGGAUGAGUUUCCUCAUGUGAGUGACGCUGAUCUACAUGCAGCUAUGAAACAGCUCCAGGGCACAGACAGCGUUCUGCUGUUUCAUGCAGAGCGAGAAGUCCAGCAUCCAGCCGCUGAGAAGGGCGAUCCACAUGAAUAUUCAACCUUCCUAAGGUCUAGACCUGACAUUAUGGAGCUUAAGGCCAUCCGUACCGUCACUCAGCUCUGCUUACAGUAUCAAGUGCGAUGCCACAUUGUGCACCUGUCAUCAGCCCAGCCUCUGGAGCUCAUUAGGGCAGCAAGACAGGCUGGAGCUCCGCUGACUGUGGAGACCACCCAUCACUACCUCAACCUGACAGCAGAGAACAUCCCAGCACGGGCCACUCAAUUCAAAUGCUGCCCACCGAUACGAGACACAGCCAACCAGGAGCUCUUGUGGUCUGCACUCAAAGCUGGUGAGAUUGAUAUGGUUGUGUCAGAUCAUUCACCGUGCACACCUGACCUGAAGUGUUUGGACAGAGGCGAUUUCACACAGGCGUGGGGAGGGAUCUCUUCUCUGCAGUUUGGUCUAUCUUUGUUCUGGACGUCAGCUUCUAAAAGAGGAUUUUCAUUUUCUGAUGCAGCAAGACUCUUGUGUAAAGAGCCUGCUCAACUCUGUCGUCUUGACAACCAAAAAGGGAGUCUCAUUCCAGGUCACGAUGCAGACUUAGUCAUUUGGGACCCAGAAAAAGAGUUUACGGUGAAAGAAGAUGACAUACAUCACAAAAACAAGUUGACUCCAUACAUUGGCCUUGCUCUGCGAGGGAAGGUGAAGGGCACUAUAGUCCGAGGGAGGGUGGUUUACAGUCAUGGCUCUUUCAGCUCUCAGCCUCUAGGGAAGCAUCUCUUUAUUAAGCACAAGACACCGGCACCACUGUAAACAAAGCACAAGAAGCACAUUCCAUAUCUCGCCCUAUAGUCAUCACUGUCAGGAACUGCUAUGGCAACAAUGCUACUAUAUGGCAUAUAAUUAUAGUUAAUUUGUUUUUAAUUGGCUUUUUUUUUUAUUAAUUAUUGUGAAUGUUUGAAGUAUAUUCAAAAAUGCUUUGGUUAACACUUUACACAAACAUUUCAAACAAACAUUAUUAAUAAUAAUAAUAAUAAUACAUUUCAUAAUUAAUCCAACAUUUCAUCUUAAAGGGAUAGUUCACCAAAAAAUUAAAAUUCUGUCUUAAUUUACUCUCCCUC